Messenger RNA from Bemisia tabaci, 4515 nucleotides. It is a transcript of the gene SA1, whose product is annotated as stromal antigen. Gene Ontology annotation, cellular component: cohesin complex; nucleus; chromatin. Gene Ontology annotation, biological process: sister chromatid cohesion. Gene Ontology annotation, molecular function: chromatin binding. NCBI's taxonomy places the organism in Eukaryota, Metazoa, Arthropoda, Insecta, Hemiptera, Aleyrodidae. The record is from RefSeq and is a predicted model, not a curated record.
UUUUCGGGUGUUUUCAAUCCAGCCCGCCAUUAUCAGUGUUUAUGUUGGCCUUUCCCUCGAAAUUCUCUGAAAUUAACUUUUUUUGUAGAAAAAAAAUGUCAAACUUCAAGCAACUCUUGUUUCAACUUCAUCUAUAAAGUACCAUUCAUCAGAACUCAAGAUGCAUGCGCGAAGUAUCGGGAAGCGCAUCCGUAUGGAUGAGCCUCCUCCACCAGAAUAUGACACAUCUAACCCCAUGACGCCCAUGACGCCCAUGGAAGCAGACAUUCAAGAACCUUACACUCCGUACAGUGCAUAUCAAAAUCCGGCCACACCAAUGACGUCUGGAAGUGUGGAUCAGCUAUAUGGUGGAGAGCAUUAUGGAGAGCCCCUGGCGAAUAGUAGUCACUUUGAUCAACCUCACCAACAAAUGUAUGAUCAACAUCAAUAUGACCAGCAGUUGCAACAAUCACAUCUUCAAAGCGGCUAUGAACCGAUGCAAGUGUCUCAGACUUACGAACAGCCACCUCCUCAGUAUGAACCUCCGCCGGUGCAGUAUGAACAGCCAGCAACUCCGGCAGCUUUGAAGGGUGGGCGAGUCACACGUGCCAGAUUGCGAAAUGCUCAAAAUCCUCAACCGUCACCUGUAGCUGCACCUGCAGCAGCUCCUCAGAAGAAAGUGGCUGUUGAAGGAAGACGAAGAGGUGCUGCUCCGCGGAAACAGCCUGUUGCACCAGUUGAAAUUGAAGAAGAAGAUGAUUUAAGCUUGUACUAUGCCAUUCGCAAUGGAAAAGCUGCAUUAGCUACAAUUGUGGACGACUGGAUCGAAGAAUACAAAGUGAACAGGGACUCAGCGCUUCUGGCACUCAUGCAAUUUUUCAUCAACGCCAGUGGUUGCAAAGGUCGUAUUACCCCUGCAAUGUCUGCUAGCAUGGAACACGCAGCCAUCAUUCGUCGCAUGACAGAAGAAUUUGACGAGGAAAGCGGGGAGUAUCCCUUGAUAAUGUCUGGUCAACACUGGAAGAAGUUCCGUGGGAACUUCUGUGAUUUUGUAGCGCAGUUAGUCAAACAGUGUCAAUACUCCAUCAUUUACGACCAGUAUCUUAUGGACAAUGUUAUCUCACUUCUUACUGGUUUGUCAGAUUCGCAGGUCCGAGCUUUCCGUCACACCGCUACUUUAGCAGCAAUGAAAUUGAUGACGGCUCUGGUUGAUGUAGCUUUGAUCGUCUCUGUAAAUCUUGACAACACUCAGCGUCAAUACGAGUCAGAGCGGCAAAAAGCUCGUGACAAAAGGGCCAGUGAUAGGUUGGAAUCCUUAAUGUCCAAACGACAAGAACUUGAAGAGAACAUGGAUGAAAUAAAGAAUAUGUUGACUUACAUGUUUAAGUCAGUUUUUGUGCACAGAUACAGAGAUACCUUACCAGAAAUCCGCGCCAUCUGUAUGGCUGAAAUUGGAAUUUGGAUGAAAAAGUUCCAUCAAAAUUUCCUUGAUGAUUCAUACCUUAAGUACAUUGGUUGGACACUCCAUGACAAAGUUGGAGAAGUUCGUCUCAAAUGCUUGCAGGCAUUGCAACCAUUGUAUGCAUCUGAGGAAUUAAAAGGCAAACUUGAGCUGUUCACUAGUAAAUUCAAAGAUCGAAUUGUCGCAAUGACACUGGACAAGGAAUAUGAUGUAGCGGUUCAAGCUGUGCGCCUCGUUAUCAGCAUUCUCAAGCACCAUCGAGACAUCUUGACUGACCAGGACUGCGAGCAUGUCUACGAGUUGGUGUACUCUUCACAUCGUGCUGUAGCGCAAGCGGCUGGCGAGUUUUUGAAUGAAAGAUUGUUUGUUCCGGAUGAAAUGAUGAGCAACAUUCGCACCAAACGUGGAAAGAAAAGGCUGCGUAACACAUCCCUCAUCAGAGAUCUUGUUCAAUUUUUCAUUGAAUCAGAGUUGCAUGAACAUGGUGCCUACUUGGUAGAUUCACUGAUCGAGUCUAAUGAAAUGAUGAAAGACUGGGAGUGUAUGACAGAUCUUUUGCUGGAAGAAGCUGGACCAGGAGAAGAGCCGCUUGAUGAUCGGCAAGAAACCAGUUUGAUUGAACUCAUGGUUUGCUGCGUUCGUCAGGCAGCCACUGGAGAUGCUCCUGUUGGUCGUGGCCCCAAUCGCAAAGUUGCAUCUGUGAAAGAAAUCAAGCAAGUUCAAGAUGACAAGCAAAAGCUCACUGAGCAUUUCAUCGGAACGCUGCCUCCGUUGUUAGACAAAUACAGAGCUGAUCCGGACAAACUCACCAACCUCCUCUCCAUCCCACAAUACUUCGAUCUGGAAAUUUACACAACUUCUCGCCAAGAAAAUAAUUUGGACCUCCUACUGAAGAAGAUGAAUGGAAUUGCCGAGAAACAUCAAGAUAAAGACGUACUUGAGACCUGUGCCAAAACUUUGGAACUUUUGUGCUCCGAAGAUAAUGCCAUCAUUUAUACACGGUGUGAUGUAAAGCGCUCAACUUUAAUAGAUACCCUUGUCAACAAGUACCGAGAAGCAAUGGAUGAUUGGAACUCACUCAUUGAAGGGGCUGAAACACCAGAUGAUGAUGAAAUCUAUGCUGUCAUCAACAGCUUGAAGAAAGUCUCCAUCUUUUAUUCAUGUCACAAUUUAGGUGGAUGGAACAUCUGGCCGAGCAUCUACAAAGAUUUGAACGAAGCUCAUCAUGGUCUCAAACAACUUCCAGAUGAGGCCAUUAAAUACUGCAUCUCUACCUGUUACUUUGGAAUCCUGUGGGAUCUACACCACCUGGAAGAACUUGUCGAGGGCGGUGGCGGCAGCGAUAUCGAAGAUAACGCAAUCCAAAUCAAAGCUCGUCUCAUCAAUGUUAUGGAUUUGUUCAAAGACAUGCUCCUCACACAAAAAAUGCAAGACCUUAAAGAAGAAUCUUAUCUAUCAAUCUGCGACCUGCUCAUCAUUUUCUGCAACCAGCUGGUUUCAAACUCGACACCUCUCCUAGCUCACUUAGUCUAUGAACCCAAUCAGUCACUCCAGAUUCUCUUAAAUGAUUUUAUUCAAACAAACGUUUUCAUCUAUGAAGAAGAGGGAGAAAUGGAUGAGCACUCCAAGAUUGAAGAGUUGCACAAAAGGAGAAACUUCCUAGCUUCAUAUUGCAAGCUGAUCGUCUACAGUGUACUCCCAACAUCAGCAGCGGCUGAUGUUUUCAAGCACUACGUCAAGUCAUACAAUGAAUAUGGAGACAUCAUCAAAACAACACUAAGCAAAGCCCGUGAAAUUAACAAGGUCAACUGUGCUCGAACGAUGGUUGUCAGUAUGAUUGCUCUCUUCAAAGAGCUUCAACAAAAUGCUCGAGGUUAUCGCAUCAACAGGCAAAAUGAGGAAUUCGCCAGUCUAAAGGAGUUAGCCAAAAGAUUUGCCCUAUCAUUUGGACUGGAUGCUGUAAAGAAUCGCGAGGCUAUCACUGUUCUGCAUAGAGAAGGGAUUUUGUUUGCUGUCAGCACCCUAGAACAGGAAAAUGAUCCAACUGGGCCACCCCUAAACUUACCUUUCUUAGAAAUCCUCACAGAAUUCACCAACAAGCUUCUGAAGCAGGACAAACGCAUUGUAUUGCAGUAUUUAGAUCGGCGCAUUUCAGCUGGCAUGCCCUCUAGCAGAGGAGAAGAUUGGCAACCAUUGGUAAUGUACAGAAAUAGUUUAGUGCACGGAGAAAGUGACCAAAUGCCUCAAACUUCUAAACGAGCUUACGGAAGGAAAAAGAAAGAAAACUAUGAUGAAGAGGGUGGUGAAGAUAUGGAAGGUGGCGGCUCUGAUGAUGAAUACGGAGGAAUGGCUCAACACAUGGAAGACAUCGGUAAUCAAAAAAAGAAGAGGCGUGUCGCAAGGACCGCCAGGUUUUCUCCACCAAAUCAAAUUGAUGAAAACUCAUCAGAAAUGCAAAUUGACCUAUCGACCUCAAGUUUCUCACACCGCCCGCAGCGCCAAUGCACAACCCGAUCUCUUGCUUACCGCUAUGUCGAUCGUUACUCUGACGAUGAUGAAAUCUAAACUUUUGUAAAUAUAACUUCUGUCCACUCACACUUAGUUUAAUAGAUCAAUCAAAUCAAAGAAAAACGAAUGUGUACCUAUUUGUGUAUCUUUUCCCUUUGUAAAUUUUCCUGUGAAAUUUAAUUAUUUUUCUUUGAACAAGAAAAAGAAAAAUUAAAUAAAUUAGCUCGUGUAAAAAUUUCCCAACCCCUCAAAGUAGAAGCAGUUGGCACUCUUUUCUUGUGUAAAUCAACUUUAUAAUUUCAAUUUUAAUAGUUUUUAUCCACUUCGCACUGAGUCAUCUGAUCUCUUGCAUUAUGUCAUUUUGAUUGUCAAGUACUGGGAUGAUGACAACACUGAAACUAUUUGAAUUGUUGUACAUAUGUGUUUUAUUUAUUUAGACUUAAUUUAUUAGUUUUACUUGUAUUCAGGAAAAUGGCUAUUGUCAAGGUACUUUUUUUGGUAAAAUGAAUUUGUUUUGUAAAGAAAAUGAGUUUUUGAAAAAUAAAUUCUCUUUGCACUUUUAAAAA